UUUGCAUGCUGAAGUCUACUUUAAUCCAGGUUUGACGAUAAUAAAGUCACUCGAUCUAUUACGGAAUGUUUCAAAGAGUACUACCUUGAGCCAAGCUGAAUUUGGACAGAAACAAGUAAAUCAACAAAAGAUCAUUGCUUUCAUCUUUUCAAGGUUAAUACUUUAACUUAAUUUUAUUCUAUCACAUAUAAGACUAUAAAUAUUUAGUCAGUUCUAAUCUUUGCAUGAUACAAUGUAAAUACUCUUGGCGUUCGGAGUUGAAUUCGCAAGUAAGAGAAGGUUUUCAAGCAAAGUAGCUAAAAGACUUCAAGACUUGCACCAUUGGGUGACAUCGAAGAAAAAAGGUGUAAGACCAAUAUGGAUGCCAGAGGAAGUACACCAACUUAUGCAAAAAACAAAAGAUGAUGAGUUUAAGAAAAAAUCAGAACUAGCGAAAAAGAACAAGAAAGGAGAAUCAAUGCAAGGUGUUGUGAAACCUAGACAUUGUCAAGGUUCAAUUUUUAUGGCCGAGUAUGCAAGAAGGAUGGCUUCAAAAAAUGGAGGAGUCUUGCCAAAAGCUGCUGACAUUUACUUGGAGACACAUUCAAAGGAUCGCCAACCAAGCCAAGGCAACCAACUUAUUGGUUCGAAAUCAAAACAAAUCAUGGAUGAUUAUAAUAAGAAAAUGGAUGAGUAUCGAGAGAAGGGAGUCAACAAAGAUCCUGAUGAAGUGUAUUUUGAGACAGUGGGUGGUAGGAAAAAAGGAUUGAUUCCAGGCUUAGGUACAAGUGGUGAUCUCCGUUACAAAAAAUCAUCAACCCGUACUAGUAGCUCUUCUAGUGUCUACACGCCUUCUUUGCUUUCUCAGCUUUCAACUACCGUGGAGCAAUAUCAGCAACAAAUAGCUAAUAAACAAGCUGAAUUUCAAAGGCAAAAAAAUGAGUGGGAGACACAGCGUCUCCAAACGGAAAAGGAAAGGGAAGAGGCAAAAAAAUAUAUGGAGGAGAUGAGGACGACAAUGGAAGAGUAUUCUCAAAUGAUGAUUCAGUGUGGAGGUACUUACCCUUUCAGCCAACCACGUGACCCACAUGAUCCUUUUGGUGAUGGAUCGGAAUUUCCUUGUAGUACUUAGACUUAUAGCCUUUUGGAGAACUUUUAUGGGACUAAUUUAUUAGUAUAUUAUAUAUUUUGCGAAAAAUGAUGUUUAAUUUAGGUUGUUAGAAUUGCUAUUAGAUCUAUAUCGUGGAGAAUAUGAUGUUUAAUAUAGGUUGUAACAAACCUAUUAUUUUGUUAUGGAAUGAAAAAUUAAUUUA
This is a messenger RNA of Beta vulgaris subsp. vulgaris (sugar beet), 1292 nucleotides long. RefSeq lists its product as uncharacterized. Bases 362 to 1111 code for a protein of 249 amino acids. The transcript has 4 exons. NCBI's taxonomy places the organism in Eukaryota, Viridiplantae, Streptophyta, Magnoliopsida, Caryophyllales, Amaranthaceae. The record is from RefSeq and is a predicted model, not a curated record.